Molecule: messenger RNA, 513 nt
Organism: Leucoraja erinaceus (little skate)
Lineage: Eukaryota; Metazoa; Chordata; Chondrichthyes; Rajiformes; Rajidae
Gene: lin7c
Product: lin-7 homolog C (C. elegans)
Exons: 4
Coding region: 22-498 (158 amino acids)
Biological process (GO): maintenance of epithelial cell apical/basal polarity; neurotransmitter secretion; protein localization to basolateral plasma membrane
Cellular component (GO): MPP7-DLG1-LIN7 complex; basolateral plasma membrane; cell-cell junction
Molecular function (GO): L27 domain binding
Source: RefSeq, a predicted model, not a curated record
UCGGCCCGGGCUCGGGCAACAAUGGCGCUACUGAUGGAGCCGAUACGGCUGGACCGAGACGUGUGUCGAGCUAUUGAGCUGCUGGAGAAGUUGCAGCGGACUGGGGAGGUGCCUCCGCAGAAGCUGCAGGCCUUGCAGCGAGUGCUUCAGAGUGAAUUUUGCGUUGCCGUGCGGGAAGUUUAUGAGCACGUUUACGAGACUGUGGAUAUUAACAGCACUCCCGAUGUGAGGGCCAAUGCCACAGCAAAGGCAACAGUGGCGGCAUUUGCUGCCAGUGAGGGCCACUCUCACCCAAGGGUGGUGGAAUUGCCCAAAACCGACGAAGGACUCGGGUUCAAUAUCAUGGGAGGAAAAGAGCAAAACUCUCCCAUAUACAUCUCCCGCAUCAUCCCUGCCGGCAUUGCAGAUCGACAAGGUGGUCUGAAACGUGGCGAUCAACUCUUGUCAGUAAAUGGAGUGGUGAGUAUAUCGCCAACAACUGGUUUACAACAAAGCUAACCCAGCAUGCAGUGG